Molecule: messenger RNA, 2069 nt
Organism: Parasteatoda tepidariorum (common house spider)
Lineage: Eukaryota; Metazoa; Arthropoda; Arachnida; Araneae; Theridiidae
Product: fatty-acid amide hydrolase 2-A
Cellular component (GO): endomembrane system
Source: RefSeq, a predicted model, not a curated record
GUAAGUAGCGUGUCUAGAAGUCGUGUUUAGUGCAAAUUUAUUGUUUAAACAAUUGUCUUUUUUCAUUGCUACAUGCUAAACAGUGACAUGGCAUUAAAUAUCCAGACGCAACACUAUUCCCUUUCUUUAUUCUCUAAUGUCUGGGUCACACUCAAAUAUAUCUCGGAUAAAUAUCCAGCUUAAGUUAGAGCGGCUGCCGUUUCCUUGUUGUACCACGACUUUAUUUCUUUUUAUUCUAUUUUAAAUUAUUAAUAAUAGUCCAGGCCAACGGGGUAGUCAGCAUUAUAGGCCGCAUGAAAUAAACAUCUCCAGGCUUUCAUCUAUUUCGCCACACUCAAGCAUUUAUGAAACAUAUUUUUUCUAGCGGCCAUUGUGUUUAUGAUAAGCGUUGAUAGAAAACAUGAAAGUCGCCAGAGUCUUCGGAGAAACUUUACGAAUCUUACUUUUUCUCACACGACCAUUAUCAGAAUAUGUGCUCACCUAUAUCUAUGAAUUAUUUAUGGGAAAAACAAAACAAUUGCCACCUAUAGAAAAUGAAAUAUUGCUUUUAUCAGCAUCUGAACUAGCUCGGAAAAUUCGAAGACGAGAGAUCAGAAGUGAAGAAAUAGUGAGAGCUUACGCAGAAAGGUGCAGAGUGGUAAAUCCUCUAAUUAAUGCAAUUGUGGAUGAGCGGUAUGAUGAUGCUCUCAACGAUGCCAGGGCUGUGGAUAAGUUCUUAAGCAGCACAGAUAAGUCCGAAGAGCAAAUUGCAAAGGAGACACCCCUUUUAGGUGUUCCAUUUUCUUGCAAAGAAGCAAUAGGUGUUAAAGGAAUGACUCAAACUAGUGGAAUAGUUGCUGCAAAAGGAAGAGUUGCCGAAGUUGAUUCUGAAAGCGCUGCACUUUAUAGAAAAGCUGGUGCUAUUCCUUUAGUUGUUACAAUUGUACCUGAGCUAUGCAUGUGGUGGGAGAGCGCUAACUUAUUGCACGGAAUGCCUAGAAAUCCUUACAAUAACACACGCACCGUUGGGGGAAGUACAGGAGGGGAAGGUGCUAUACUAACAGCUUGUGGUGCCGUUAUUGGAAUAGGAAAUGAUAUAGCAGGAAGUAUUCGUCUACCAGCUGCAUUUUGUGGUAUAUACGGACAUAAACCAUCCACAGGUUUAGUGUCCAAUUUUGGUUUUUUCCCAAGUGAUGACCAGGAAAAUGAAAGCGUUGAUGCAUUUGUCAGUACAGGGCCUAUGUGCCGAUACGUUGAAGAUCUUCCUCUUUUGAUGAAAAUUUUAGCCAAAGAUGACAAAAUGAUUCAUCUGAAUAAAGAGGUGGACUUCCGUAAAGUGAAAGUGUAUUUUAUGGAAGGAUUUCCUGAUUUUCUUUUAAAUCCUGUACCUGCUGUGAGAAAAGCCGUUAAAAAAGCAGCAAAGUAUUUUGAAGAUAAAUAUGGAAUUACAGCUGUCUCAUUAAAUAUUGAAGAGUUAGGCGAUUCUAUGACUUUAUGGCAAUGUAAGCUUUUGGAAGCUGGCUGCCCUCCCUUUCCGGUGAUUCUCGCCAACGGAAAUGGUCAAGUGAAUAUGUGGUUGGAACUCAUUAAAAGCCUCUUCAGAAAAUCGGACCACACAUUGCCUGCCAUUUACUAUGGCCUCAUCGAGAAAUGCGAUAAGGAUGAUUUUUACUACGAAUGUCUUAAAAAAUAUAAAACUUUGGAGGAGAAAUUUUCGACAAUUUUCAACGAAGAUGCCAUUUUGUUAAUUCCAACUUACCCUGAACCUGCUCCCCAUUACCUUAUGACGAUUCCCAAAUUCGCCAAUUGUGGCUAUACUUCUAUAUUCAGCAUAUUAGGUUUUCCAUCGACCGCAAUACCUGCGGGUAUGAGCUUUGGUGUCCCGAUUUCAAUCCAAGCUAUCAGUGGAAGGCAAAAGGAUCAUUUGACAAUAUCAGCCGCACUUGAGUUAGAUAAGUUGUUUGGAGGAUGGAAAAGUUCAUGCCAUACCUAAAUUUAACAGGCUUCCCAGAACCAUGUUUUAUGUGGUUGUUUCAUUAGAUUCAAGUUCAUAUUUAUUAGAUUCAUUAUUAUAUUUUGUAAAAAAGCUA